GCGCCUGUCAUGGCGGCCUCCUGGGCGGCGGGCCGAGGCGCCGCAGCCCUUCCACGCCCGGGGCUCCUCUGCGCCGCGGGGCGGCUCCUGCUCCGGCCCAGGCGGGCCCGGCGGCGCUUCCACACGGCAGUAACCUACCAGGCAGAAGAUGAGAAUUCUAUGGCAGAAGUAGUGAACGUGGUGUUUGUAGACCGAUCUGGCCAAAGGGUCCCUGUGCAAGGCAGAGUUGGGGAUGAUGUUCUGCGCUUGGCUCAAAGGCACGGCAUUGAACUGGAAGGAGCCUGUGAAGCUUCUUUGGCCUGUUCCACCUGCCACGUCUAUGUGAGCCAUGACUUUGUGGACAAGCUUCCCUCCCCGGAUGAACGGGAGGAAGACAUGUUGGACAUGGCACCCUUGCUGCAGGAGAACUCACGCCUGGGCUGCCAGAUCAUCCUCUGCAAAGAACUGGAGGGAGCAGAGUUCACCCUCCCCAAAAUCACCAGGAACUUUUACGUGGACGGACAUGUCCCCAAACCGCACUGAGGAUGGCAGAGCCGAGGGCUGGGUCCGAUCUCCUGACGGGGGCUGAGCUGAGUCUUCCCAGCAGGCUUCCAAAGAGAGCAGAGUUGGGAUGUGUUAGAAGCGGGCAUGAUUCUAAAAAGGGAAAAAAAUGUGUUGGUGCUCCAGGAGUAAAGAAGAUGGAGCUGAAGAAAGAACUACGGAACCACCCGGGAAGAGCAAGCGGCGUGCUUCCUGCAACUGCCGGUCUCUCUGUGCCUUCCCUAGGCCAUGGCUGGGCUAAAUGUACCCUCGUUCCUAGCGCUAGAGCUGUGCUGGAGCUUUCCCAUGCCUAAUGGCCUCCCCCAGAUCCUGUGGGCAGCCUUAAGGGGAGAAAAAGGGGGCACCACCUGACUUUUCAAAGGAUAUAAGGCUAUACAGCACACUCAAUGUAGUGGGUGACGGGAGGGAAAGUUUGGAGUUAUCUCAUAAGCACUUUGGUUGCAUUCUUUCUGGAUCCCAUCUGUUUCCCCCCUACCGUAGCACAAAUAGUGCUUUAAAUUGGUUUACUUGGGGGUUUUAGUUAUUCAUCUGGUAUUCAUGAAAAAUUCAUUGGAAACACCCAUCUGUUUUUGUGGUGUACUCCUAAGUAACAAAUGGGAGGUAGCGUGCCUGGAACCCCCUACUUUUAUGAGUAAAGACACCAUUA
Eublepharis macularius is the source of this 1186-nucleotide messenger RNA. RefSeq names its product ferredoxin 2 (gene FDX2). Gene Ontology annotation, cellular component: mitochondrion. The coding region runs from base 10 to 522 and encodes 170 amino acids. The transcript has 5 exons. Gene Ontology annotation, molecular function: 2 iron, 2 sulfur cluster binding. Gene Ontology annotation, biological process: positive regulation of oxidoreductase activity; P450-containing electron transport chain. Lineage: Eukaryota; Metazoa; Chordata; Lepidosauria; Squamata; Eublepharidae. The record is from RefSeq and is a predicted model, not a curated record.